Periophthalmus magnuspinnatus is the source of this 3571-nucleotide messenger RNA. RefSeq names its product SUMO specific peptidase 7 (gene senp7). The record is from RefSeq and is a predicted model, not a curated record. Bases 498 to 3314 code for a protein of 938 amino acids. Gene Ontology annotation, molecular function: SUMO-specific endopeptidase activity. Gene Ontology annotation, biological process: protein desumoylation. Lineage: Eukaryota; Metazoa; Chordata; Actinopteri; Gobiiformes; Gobiidae. The transcript is spliced from 23 exons. Gene Ontology annotation, cellular component: nucleus; cytoplasm.
AGUCUGCCGGAAAUCAAGAAUAAGAAGAAGUGCAUGCAUGGCCUUUUUGUGCAGCAGUCGUUUAAUUAUAUGUUUACUAAUUGUUGCGUUUCGUCACCAAAGUUCAGAGCAUAAUCAGUCCCGUUUAAGGCAAGUUUAUCUCCAGCCCCGUUUGACUUUAUUUGGACACCGUUGUACUAGCACAGAUUGCUAGCAUUCAUUGUUUGCUAACGUUUGCUAACUUUCGGAAUGGUCUGAUUUAUUCUUGUAAGCUUUACUGUAAGAUUUUUUUUUUAUUUCGAAACGUUGAUUUGUUCCUUUUGCACGGGGCACAUUGCACUUUAUUCAUUGUUUUUAUGUUGCAGUAGUAGAUCAUCAGGAUGUGAUUGCCCAAAGUCGCUGUUAUUAGCUUUAUUGUUACAGUGGUAGCCAUGACAAUAACAUCAGUAUAGGCGAAUUGUGUUGAAGGAGAGAAAUAUUUACUGUAGUUAAGAGGUUGGCUUUUAUUUGUGUGAAUCAUGAUGGAAAGAAAACGAGCCUUGACUAUUCAGUUUGCUCGUGCCAAGGACAAAAUGAUGGAGGAUCCUCUGAGAAUCCCUACAUCUUACCUUGAAUGUGGAAAAUUCCAACAACAACAGAUUCCAUGGACAGCAAUCGCGGAUCAUAAAUCCAGACGACGUGAUUCAAAACGAACAGAUGGAGCUGUGCUGUUUGACCACAACCAUGCAGCAAUGGUUAGGUUAGGUCUGUCAGAGAGGAAGCCCUGUCUGAUUCUGACAGAUGUCCUGAAGACUGAAGCAGGCAAGGCUUACAUGGAGAAGCUCAAGCAACAUGUAAAUGGGAAGGAGAGCAUGCACGCCAAAGAUCUACCCAUGGUCUCCAGAGACAGACAGUCCAGUCAAAGAAGGAGCAUAAACUCAAAAAACAAGCAUGUUUCACCUAAGACCAAGCAGACUCCUGACUCAUCCUAUAAUAGUAUUGCAUCAUGUAGAUCCACCUCUAGAUCAGCAAAAAAGCCACAAACUGAGGAGGAGGAAAACAACAAAGAUAAUAAUGAUGAAGUGGUAUCUGACAAAAAUGAGUUUGAACUUGUGGAUUGUGGAUUGUCUGUGACGUGGGAACAAGAAAAUCACGGUAGAUCUUCUGCAACUGAAAUCAAGAAACCUGAACCAAAAAAGACACCUCAGAAGAGGAAAGUAAAUGAUAUUGUGUCAGAGUGCAACCAAACAGACACCCCCAAACGCCCCAGGGCCAGUGUUUUGCGCCUCCCUGGAGUUGUAGAUCUGGAAGGAGAAGCUGCAGUUUGUCCAGAGAAGGAAGCAGAAGACAAAGAUUUGAAAAACACUGAUGGUGGUAUUGUGCAGUUUACUGUAGGGGAAGGUGAUAAAGCUGCAGAACCCAUCAAUGCAAUGUCACAGGAUAAUGGUGCAACCACAGCCAUAGCUGAACCUAUUGUUCUUUCCAGUGAUGAUGAAGACCGUGAUGAAAAAGGUGAUAGAAAAAUUGUGCGUCAAAAACGGCCCUCGCAGAAGCCAAUGUCCCCCCAACAGAAGGCCAACCCUUUAGAAGAUCUGCAGGUGUUUCAAGUUCUUGUAAAUGAUCAAUCUGAUUCGGGGAGAGAUACUUGUUUGUGUUUGGCCUUUUCUGACCUACACUGUGGGCCAUACCAUGCCAAGGCAAAUGGCGACAUCCUUAUUACUGAUGAAAAUAUUAUUAUACCACUAAAAAAUAUCAGUGAAGAAAUGGAUUUGAUUAUCACACUGGAGCGUAAACAGUUAAGACGGUAUAGCAUUUGGAACAAGGAAGAUCUGAAAUCCCUAAAAUAUUUUUCAGACAGAAACAAAUCAGAAAUACCUGAAGCCGGAAUGCUAUGUUGUGUCUCGGAAGCUGCUGCAGAGGGUGUACAGUAUGACCUUUUUGACCUGUGCGAUACACCAGAAAGUACUAAAAAUACAGUGGCUCCUAGCCCAUUCAUCGCGAUCUUUCUGCAAGAUUCUUUAGAGGGUAUGGAGGGUGCUUAUUUGCGUUCCCUUCUGGACAUGGACUGCCUCAACUCUCUUACACAACGAAAAAGGACACUAGGAUACUAUGAUCAAGCAGCCAUUGGCCCAAGUCUGUCUUUGGAUCAGAGUGUAGAACUUAUUAAAUCAAGUGGACUGGAUCCACACCUGCUGCGGCUCCUGGACCAAGGGAUUGACGGCACAGGUGCAGAUUAUGGACAAGAAAGCACUUCCAACUGUGAUUUUGAAAUGCCCAAUGAGACUGUUUUAAAGCUGGAAAAGACGCAGGACAGCACAGCAGCGCAGCCUAAACAAACACCCGAUCUCCCAUCUGAGAAGAGUGUGAUUGAGCCUGUAUACACAUUGUGCCAUCGGCGGCUGGAGGACUCUUAUUCUGUAACAAUGUGUAAACCAGACUCCAGCUGGGUCAGAUAUAAACAUCGGGGACUCGCCCGCAGGUUGAUCCAGUUUCCUCCACCUCCAAUGAAAGGUGGAAUCACAGUAACAAUGGAAGACCUGCAGUGCCUUGACAGUGACCAGUACCUCAAUGAUGUUAUAAUCGACUUUUAUCUGAAGUACCUUCUCCAAAAUGCCUCAGAGUGUGUAGCAAACCGCUCGCACAUCUUUAGCAGCUUUUUCUACAAACAGUUAACACGCAGGGAUAACGCCAGUGAAGGCAGUAACAGUGAAUCUUGUCAAAGGCAAAAACGGUACCAACGUGUUAGGACAUGGACGCGCCACAUGGACAUCUUCUCAAAGGACUUCAUUUUUGUGCCUGUCAAUCAGGAGGCUCAUUGGUAUUUAGUUGUUAUUUGCUUUCCUGGACUGGAGGAGCCAAAAACUGAAACAUUGUCUCCGGGUCAAGACGCAACGAACGAAAGUGACCUCACAGACUCGGAAAAAGAAGACCCUCCCAGUGACCCAAAUUCAGUGACUUGUACUGAGCAGACUUGCCGAAGAAGGACUGUUUGCAAGAGGCCCUGCAUUCUGGUGAUGGAUUCCCUUAAGCGUUCUCCUCAUGAGCGAGUCUUCAAGCUGAUGAGAGAGUAUUUGCAGUCAGAGUGGGAAGCCCGUCGAGGCUCAUCACGGGAAUUUGGACCAGACCAGAUGGAAAGCUCACAUUGUCAGGUUCCUCUUCAGGACAACAGCAGUGACUGUGGCCUUUACUUGUUGCAUUAUGUUGAGAGUUUCUUAAAGGACCCUAUAGUUCACUUUGAGCUGCCUCUACAUUUGAAGUUUUGGUUCCCGCGACAUCAAGUUAGAAGAAAACGAGAAGAAAUCAGAGAUCUAGUGCUCAAACUCUAUCGAAUUCAAAAUAUGAAUGUUAAAACAUAAAGCCACUUGUAUUUACACUGCUUCACAUUCCAGUCGAUUUUAUACACUUUUGCUCACAGUGAGCAACACACUCAUGUUUUGUCCUUUUAAACAAUCUGUAUGAAAAGUGUAGUUAAAUGUUAUUUUUGAAGUACCAAUGCAUUGUAGAAAAAAAACAACAAAAAAACCUAUACAGUCCUGCUUAAUUUUUUUUUUUUUACGAUUAUUAGAGCCUUAUUUUAGAUAUUUAUCAAAUAAAAUGGACAUAAAACACACCA